CAGCAGCUUCCGCUGAAGCGUAUCCCGUUUGUUUUCACAUGUAGGGGCCCAAAUCCUUCUUUUUACACUUUUAUAUAAAUGUAUAAAACAUGGUGAUGUGACUUUACUUCAAAUACACCAGUGUUUAUAUUUAUUACACAAGGAGUGUUUAUGAAAGUAGCGGACCCUUCAGAACGAUUCCCCAGAGAUGUGAGCCUUGUGACAGUUAAAGAUGUCUUCUCAGAAAGAGACGAUGCCAGUGCUGCCUUUAUGGGAGCUCUCCAUCCCUCUGCCUGCUGUGCUGAUGAUCACUCUGAGUCUCUACAUGAUCGUCCUGGGGAUCGGGCUGUGGAUCCGAUACUGCCUCAAGAGUGUGGAAAGUGAUGAUGGUUUUCCUCUCUCAAAGGACCGGUGCUCUUCAAAGUGCUGUGACUGCUGUCCGGAGAUUUCCAUAUGUGCGCAGUGUAGAAGUUUAGCGGAAAUGUGUGACUGUCGCCUGCCAACCCUGCGCUCAUGUCGGGCUGUUUCCUGCCCUUCUCCUUCUUGUGCAUGUUGGGACUGCGCCUGCACCUGUCAGCCCCCAGAGUGUGAGUCCUGCAACUGCCUCUGCUUCGAGAUCAGGAUCAAGUGAAGGAUGAAGGUGCACUAUUGCCACAGGGACAUUUCUCUAAAAACGGAAUGCCUAUUGUUGGAGUUUACAGUGGAGAGAUAACAGGAACCCAAGGGAGGAGAGUGACUGGGAAUGACUUGAACCAGAGGCGCUCAUGGUCCGCAUCUUUACCCAGGACUAUUUAUCUUUUUCUUUGCCCUUUUACAUAAAAAUAAAGACUGACAAUGA
Messenger RNA from Eleginops maclovinus (Patagonian blennie), 817 nucleotides. RefSeq lists its product as uncharacterized. Bases 212 to 610 code for a protein of 132 amino acids. Lineage: Eukaryota; Metazoa; Chordata; Actinopteri; Perciformes; Eleginopidae. The transcript is spliced from 5 exons. The record is from RefSeq and is a predicted model, not a curated record.